UUCAGCAUGAGGCGAGGUGGAUGGCGGAAACGAGCUGCCGAAGGCGACGGAUGGGGAGUAUGGGGUGGGUACAUGUCGGCAAAGGUUAAGAAGCUGGAGGAUCAGUUCCGGUCAGAGUCAGCCAUACAGCAACAGAGGGAUGGGAAUUCAUCAAGUAUCUUCAGUGGAGUUGCCAUCUAUGUCAAUGGCUUUACAGAUCCCUCAGCUGAUGAAUUAAGACGGCUAAUGAUGUUACAUGGAGGCCAAUACCAUGUGUACUACUCCAGAUCAAAAACAACUCACAUCAUUGCCACCAAUCUGCCAAAUGCCAAAAUAAAAGAAUUGAAAGGAGAAAAGGUAGUUCGGCCGGAGUGGAUCAUGGAAAGCAUUAAAGCUGGGCGUCUCCUCUCACACAUUCCCUAUCAGCUUUACACCAAGCAGUCAAGUGUUCAAAAAGGUCUCAACUUCAACAGCAUAUGCAAACCUGAAGAUGCCAUGCCAGGUCCAAGCAAUAUAGCUAAAGAUCUCCACAGGGUAAAUCAUAUUAAAAAGUGUGAAAUGGAAAAUGAGAUCACACCCAAUGGAAUAAGUAGCUGGAAUGAAGACGAGGAAGAAGAAAGUGAGGAUUUUGGAUUUACAGAGCUGGAGGAGAUUCUUCCCAUACGGAAACAGAAUGGGAUUCAGUCUCACAAAGACAGCACUGCCAUUUUUAAUGGACAUACACACACUUCUACCAGUGCCUUAAAGACACAGGAUUGCUCGGUGCCCUCCGGCAAUGGUGUUGCAAGCAGGUUCUCCCCAGGCCCUGUGCAGGAGGAGGGGAAGACUGAAAAAGGCAUGGUUGACUUUAGAGACUGCACAAUGCAGCAGUUGCAGCAAAGCAACAAAAGUACAGACUUUCCGUGGAGUCCACAUAGGACUAUGAGUAACUCAUCCUCAUCUUCAUCUUUGCACAGUAAUGCUAAAAUAAAUGGUGCUCACCACUCCACUCUUCAGGGGCCUUCAAGCACAAAAAGCACUUCUGUACCUACUCCUGGCCAGGCAGCUUCCUUACCUGUGUCCAAACCUUCAGAUUGUAGUUUUAUUUCUGACUUUUAUUCACGUUCAAGACUGCAUCAUAUAUCAACGUGGAAGUGUGAAUUGACAGAGUUUGUCAACAGCCUGCAGAGAAAAAACAGCGGUGUCUUUCCAGGAAGGGAAAAGUUAAAAAAACGGAAAGCAGGCAGGUCUGCUCUUAAAACUGACCCAGGUAAUGUGUCUGUUGCGAGCUCAGCCAAGCCACAGAGCUGUAUAAUGCACGUGGACAUGGAUUGCUUCUUUGUGUCUGUGGCUAUCCGAAAUAGACCAGAUCUCAAAGGAAAGCCAGUGGCUGUGACUAGUAACAGAGGUGCAGGAAAGGCUUUGCUGCGCCCUGGGGCCAACCCACAGCUCGAACUGCAGUAUUACCAGAAUAAGCUCUUGAAUGGCAAAGCAGAAAUUAGAGUACCUGAUAAGUUGGACUCAUCAGUCUGGGAUCAUCCAGAUUCCACACGUGUGAACGGAACUGACCUCGAUCUCACUGUCCUGUCCAUGGCUGAAAUAGCUUCUUGUAGUUAUGAAGCCAGACAAGUGGGCAUAAAGAAUGGAAUGUUUUUUGGCCAAGCAAAAAAGUUGUGUCCAAAUCUUCAGGCGGUUUCGUAUGACUUCGAUGCGUACAAGGAAGUUGCACGGACAGUAUAUGAAAUAUUAGCAAGCUAUACUCAUAACAUCGAAGCAGUCAGUUGUGAUGAAGCACUAGUAGAUAUCACUGAAAUCCUUACAGAGACCAGAGUGACUCCUGAUGAGUUUGCAAACGCUCUCCGCACCGAGAUCAAAGACCGAACGAAGUGCUCUGCUUCUGUUGGCAUGGGUUCCAAUAUUCUGCUGGCCAGAAUGGCAACUCGUAAAGCAAAACCAGAUGGACAGUAUCACUUAAAACCUGAAGAAGUGGAUGAUUUUAUCAGAGGGCAACUUGUUACCAGUCUUCCAG
Molecule: messenger RNA, 1987 nt
Organism: Acanthisitta chloris (rifleman)
Lineage: Eukaryota; Metazoa; Chordata; Aves; Passeriformes; Acanthisittidae
Product: DNA repair protein REV1
Exons: 11
Biological process (GO): error-prone translesion synthesis; error-free translesion synthesis
Cellular component (GO): nucleus
Molecular function (GO): deoxycytidyl transferase activity; DNA-directed DNA polymerase activity
Source: RefSeq, a predicted model, not a curated record